Molecule: messenger RNA, 1450 nt
Organism: Oldenlandia corymbosa var. corymbosa
Lineage: Eukaryota; Viridiplantae; Streptophyta; Magnoliopsida; Gentianales; Rubiaceae
Source: the annotation of a GenBank genome assembly
GUAGAUGUUUACAGUUAAACUACUUAACUAAAUCCCGCUUCAAAAUGAGAGAAGUCCUAAUCUUUUGAAUUGUCCCACAAUCUUAAAUUUUACAAGCUCACAAAAACCAAUUGAACUGUUGAUGUUAAAUUUAAUGCGGAUGGCUAUAAAUAACACUCUUCCCCCUUUUUCUUCACCACCAGCAUUUGAUUCAGUGCAAACAAAUAUUCGUGAUUUCAUUGAUUGAUCAGAGCAAAAAUUAUAUAGCCCACCCCCACACCCAAUUCAUUACUACUACUUCCAUUUAAUUCAGAAAAAAAAAAAAGAAGAUUAACCCAACAAUCCAAAAUCACAAGUUGACACAUACACCACCACCCACUGUGUGUAAAUCCAUCAAUGAUGCUGAUGAUGAUGAAGAUGGCCCCUGAAUCUUCUUCAUCAACUGGGCGUUUCAUUUCUGUUUCUUUAAUGGGCUUCAUUCUGAUGUUGAUCAUGUUCUUGACGUUGAUUUCUACGGCGGAGUCAGCAUCAGUUCAUCAAGAAUCCAAGUCAAGAUUGUUGCUUCAAGAAGUCAAGACCAGGCGCCACCAUUUGGCGGCGGUUCAUGGUCGGAGUACGGCUGAUUGGAAUUCCAUCUCAAUUCCAGGCGGUGGCGGUGCUAAAGGGUCGCCGCCGCAUGUUGUGUGCUUUCAGCUUCAGAGAAUCCGCCAUUACUGCCCGCCUUUCCCUGCUCUGGCGCCACCAACUCCGCCGUCUUCUUCUUCGCCGGGGGAUUAUGAGAUUGACCCAAGAUAUGGCGUCGAGAAACGAUUAGUCCCUUCUGGCCCCAACCCUCUUCAUAACUGAAGAAAAUAAACGAAAAGAAGACAAAUUUGCUUUCUCCCCAUUUCAUCAUCUCCGGUUUCCGUACAAUUCUAAUUAGCCCAUGUUCUUUCUUUCCGUUUCUUGAAUUCUUACCUUUUUUGUUUCCUUCACUUUCUUGAAUACCAUUUUGAGGUACCAGCUUCUUUUUACCAUUUUAAUCCGUUUAGACUUUAGAGGGGGCUCUUUUCUUUUCUUUUUUUUUUUGCUAUUUCCACUCUUGUUUUUGGUCUUUGGUGGUGGCGGAUUCAGAGAACUUUCAUCAAACGGUUGGGAGCAACGAAAACAAGCUUGGAAAUAGUCAGCCCAGUUUGGGGGUAUGGAACGGGGGCAAGUCUUCGGUUCAAAUUUUUUGGUUUGGAGAUGGAAAAACGAGUAAGCCAUGAAGAUCAAGAGAAGCCCAUGAGUUCCAUUAAUUCUCAUGAUACAUUUAUUAUAGGGUAGAAGAAGGAAUGAAAGCCCAAAGGAAUUUCUUGGCCAUUUGGUGUGUUUUUCCAUUUUCUUUUUUUUUUUUUUUGCCCUUUUCUUUAAUCUCACUUCAAAUAUAGCCAUGUAAAUUCAAUCUAUGGAUACAUUUACAUAAAUUUCUUCAAAUUUUACUUCUUUUUCC